This is a messenger RNA of Dreissena polymorpha, 1814 nucleotides long. Its product is annotated as latent-transforming growth factor beta-binding protein 2-like. NCBI's taxonomy places the organism in Eukaryota, Metazoa, Mollusca, Bivalvia, Myida, Dreissenidae. Bases 107 to 1234 code for a protein of 375 amino acids. The record is from RefSeq and is a predicted model, not a curated record. The transcript has 10 exons.
UGUUGUUCUAUAUAAGAAUGGUUUUUACUACACUACGUUAAGAUUCAUUAAAAGUGCGGUUAUUCCUUACUGGAGGACUGGACAUCUUGAGCAAUUGUAGGACAAAAUGGAUAUUGUUCGAACUUUGGUCAGCCUCGCCGUGGUCUUGAGUUUGGUUAGUUCGGCUAGAGGAGCUGCUGGGGCAUUAGAUGGUGCUUGCACUACUAAUGAGAACUGCAUCGGUACACCUCAUGCCGGCACGUGCACAGACACAGACAGUACUUCUACACUGGACACGUGCAAAUGCGAUGCUGGAUACACUGCAAACGUAGGAAAUACUGCUUGUCAGGGAGCGGCUGGUGCAUUGGACGGAGCAUGCGACGCCCAAUCGGCAUGUACCGGAACGCUACAUGCCGGUACUUGCACUGACACUAACAAGGACGGUACACCCGACACAUGCAAAUGCAGUGCCGGAUACACGCCUAACCCCAAAAGCACUACUUGCAUAGUGGCGGACGGGUACUUGGAAGGAUCAUGCACGACCAAUGCGAGCUGCGCUAAUACUCCAAACGCAGGGACAUGUACGGGAAACAAGUGUAAAUGUAACUCUGGAUAUACAGAAAAUGGUGAAAAAACAGUAUGCGCAGUGGCAGACGGGUACUUGGAAGGAACUUGCACAAACAAUGCAAGUUGCACCGGAACACCACAUGCACAAACCUGUACUGGCAGAAAGUGUAAAUGUAGCUCUGGCUUUAUAGCAGAAAACACCAUCUGCAAAGCUGCAGCCGGCUUCUUAGAAGGAACAUGCGCAAAUAACGACGGCUGCAAAAAUACCCCACACGCAGGGACCUGCACGGAUGGCAAGUGCAAAUGUAACAAAGGGUUCAAAGCCGACACCACAAGCUGCGCAGCUGAAGACGGCUAUCUGGAUGGGAUUUGUGCAAACAACGCCAGCUGCACGCAAACCGAACAUGCACAGACAUGUACAGGUGGAAAAUGCAAAUGUAACACUGGGUAUACAGCAAACGCUGAUACCACCGGUUGCAGCGUUGACGGAGGUAUCAACGGAAAAUGUAGCUCCCACACCGACUGCACAAAGACUACUAACGCCGGUACCUGCACAACUGGUAAAUGUGAAUGCAACACCGGAUAUACUGCAAACGAGGAUGGAUCUGCCUGCAACUAUGGUGUCGUUUCCAGGACAUCAACAUGGAUUACAUUGGCAAUGAUGUUGGCAGCUAAAUUCUUUAUGUAGCCAUGUUGAACGAUUAUUAAUCAAUGUAGUAACAAAAACGGAAAAUUCGACAAAAACAUUCGACAUAAUAAAACUUAUUUAUAUGCAAUGGUUAAUCUCAACAAACUUAAAAAACCUAUAUAUGUAUGCUUUAAUCCUUUAUUAUAUUUAAAAAAAAUGAAAACAUAUUUGUUUAUUUAUAUAGUUUUUGUUGUAGUAUAUGAAAUAUAGGCGGAGUUUGUUUUAGUUAGUAAAUCCAUGAAGAUAUAGCCAUUUAUGGUGUCUUUAUAUGCAUGAUAUAAUUUUGGCAGGAAUGAGUCAUGGUGGAGCUCUUUAAAAUAUUAUGUGUUUAAAGUUUAAUGAACAAAGCUGGUAUUUUCAAUAAUAACACUCUAUAAAUUCAUUUGAUGAUAAUAUUUAUAUAUAUGCUUGCCGACUAACUAAAUGUCAAAUUAUUUUCAAAUGAUAUUAAUACAAAGGUCCGUAUGUAUAUAGUUCAAUAAAUAUAAUAAAACGAGAAACUACAAAAAAAACGUAUAAGGAUACACAUUCUUUUUACCAACUGCCAGAAAUGUAUUUCAACAUAAACAUGAAACACAUA